This is a messenger RNA of Hermetia illucens (black soldier fly), 2688 nucleotides long. RefSeq names its product pre-mRNA-splicing factor syf1 homolog (gene fand). NCBI's taxonomy places the organism in Eukaryota, Metazoa, Arthropoda, Insecta, Diptera, Stratiomyidae. Bases 100 to 2667 code for a protein of 855 amino acids. The record is from RefSeq and is a predicted model, not a curated record. Gene Ontology annotation, cellular component: U2-type catalytic step 2 spliceosome; Prp19 complex; post-mRNA release spliceosomal complex. Gene Ontology annotation, molecular function: protein binding. The transcript has 3 exons. Gene Ontology annotation, biological process: mRNA splicing, via spliceosome; generation of catalytic spliceosome for first transesterification step.
CAAAGUUUGUAAUUGUGCGGUACGUCUUGUGGACGUUUUGGGGCCGUUUCUCAUGAAUUAAGUUCGUUUGUUUCAUUAUUAUUUGUGCAAAUAUACAAAAUGACCGUCGACAAAGCUUCUGAAUCCAUGAAUAUGGACAUUGACUUCCCCGAGGAGGACGUCCCUUAUGAAGAGGAAAUCCUUCGAAAUGCCUACUCCGUGAAGCACUGGCUACGCUACAUUGACCACAAAUCCAAAGCGCCCAACAAUGGUGUGAAUAUAGUCUUUGAACGAGCCCUCAAGGAGCUGCCGGGCUCCUACAAAAUUUGGUACAACUACUUAAGGACUCGCCGGAAGCAAGUGCGCGGGAAAUGUCUGACGGAUCCAAUGUACGAGGAAAUCAACAAUUGCUUCGAACGCGCGCUGGUCUUCAUGCAUAAAAUGCCACGGAUAUGGAUGGACUAUGGCGUGUUCAUGACGGGACAAUGUAAAAUCACUCGCACGCGACAUGUCUUCGACCGGGCUCUGAGGGCGCUUCCGAUCACACAACAUCAUCGCAUUUGGCCGCUUUACAUUGACUUUUUGAAGAAGUUCGAUAUCACUGAGACCGCGGUGAGGGUUUACAGGAGAUACUUGAAGUUGUUUCCGGAGGAUGCUGAGGACUAUGUGGACUACCUGAGCUCGGUGGGGCGACUGGAUGAGGCGGCGCAACAGUUGGCGAAUAUCGUGGACAAUGAGAACUUUGUCUCCAAGCACGGGAAAUCUAAUCAUCAGUUGUGGAAUGAACUCUGUGAGCUGAUAUCGAAAAAUCCAGAUAAAGUACAUUCACUGAAUGUAGACGCCAUCAUUCGAGGAGGGCUAAGAAGAUAUACCGACCAGCUAGGUCACUUGUGGAACUCUCUAGCCGACUACUACGUCCGCAGCGGUUUGUUUGAUCGAGCUCGGGAUAUCUACGAGGAAGCCAUACAAACAGUGACAACUGUCCGAGAUUUUACACAAGUUUUCGAUGCUUACGCUCAAUUCGAAGAGUUAAGUCUGAGUAAGAGAAUGGAAGAUGUCGCCAAUGACCCCGAUUCAACCGAAGAAGACGAUAUAGACAUCGAGUUGCGUUUAUCUAGAUUCGAGUAUUUAAUGGAGCGGCGUCUACUUCUCCUAAACAGUGUCCUGCUUCGUCAGAAUCCACACAAUGUUCAUGAAUGGCAUAAACGAGUGACAUUGUACGAAUCAAAACCUGAAGAAAUCAUCAAUACAUACACAGAAGCUGUACAAACCGUGCAACCUCGAUUAGCUGUUGGAAAACUGCACACAUUAUGGGUGGAAUUCGCAAAGUUUUACGAGAAAAAUGGACAAGUUGAUGAUGCCAGAGUUGUUUUUGAAAAGGCAACCCAAGUGGAAUACGUGAAAGUUGAUGAAUUGGCUUCAGUUUGGUGUGAAUGGGCUGAAAUGGAGAUUCGACAGAGGAAGUAUGAAAAUGCCUUGAAACUUAUGCAAAAAGCGACGGUUUUGCCGAAGAGAAAAGUUGCAUAUCAUGACGAUACCGAGCCUGUUCAGAUGAGAGUCUACAAAUCUUUGAAAUUAUGGUCAAUGUACGCCGAUCUGGAAGAGAGUUUUGGAUCAUUAAAGACAUGCAAGGCUGUUUACGAUCGGAUAAUUGAUUUGAAAAUUUGUACACCUCAAAUUAUCAUCAAUUAUGGUCUUUUCUUGGAAGAACACAAUUAUUUUGAAGAGGCAUUCCGUGCGUAUGAAAAAGGGAUCUCGUUAUUCAAAUGGCCAAACGUUUAUGACAUUUGGAAUUCAUACUUGACCAAAUUCCUGAAACGUUACGGUGGUACCAAGCUAGAGCGAGCUCGAGAUUUAUUCGAACAAUGUCUGGAAAGUUGCCCGCCGGAAUAUGCAAAGAAUUUCUAUUUGUUGUAUGCGAAACUAGAGGAGGAACACGGUUUAGCUCGUCACGCCAUGGCUGUAUAUGAACGCGCAACAACUGCAGUUCGAAGUGAGGAAAUGUUUAACAUGUUUAAUAUUUAUCUGAAAAAGGCGGCGGAAAUAUAUGGUCUGCCCAGAACGCGGCAGAUUUACGAGAAGGCCAUAGAAAUCCUUCCCGAGGACAAUGCAAGAGAAAUGUGUACGAGAUUCGCUGAAAUGGAGACUAAAUUGGGUGAAAUCGAUAGAGCCCGAGCGAUAUAUGCUCAUUGCAGUCAAUUUUGUGACCCGCGAAUUACCGCCGAGUUCUGGCAAACCUGGAAGGAGUUUGAAGUUCGUCACGGCAACGAAGAUACGAUGCGUGAAAUGUUACGAAUUAAACGCAGUGUCCAGGCCACUUAUAAUACGCAGGUUAAUAUGAUGGCAGCUCAAAUGGUUAACUCAACGGCUGGAACUGUUGCUGACCUCGCUCCGGGAGUUAAGGAUGGUAUGCGAUUGCUUGAGGCUAAGGCUGCAGAAUUGUCCAAACAACAAGCUCAAAAGGCGCAACAGAAUAGUAAUAUCAUGUUUGUUCGUGGCGAGACUCAAGGUAUUGGAGAAAAGGAUAAAGUUGUUAAUCCGGAUGAGAUUGAUAUUGGCGAUGAGAGUGAUGAAGAAGAAGAGGAUGAGGGAGAUGUUGAUGUUAUGAAGAAUGUACCGAUCGAGAAACAAUCUAUACCCGCUAAGGUUUUCGGUAGUCUGAAGAGUGUUGUGGAUGAAGAAGAAUAAAGUUAUUUGUAUCCAAUGUAA